Messenger RNA from Paramuricea clavata, 1863 nucleotides. The record is from the annotation of a GenBank genome assembly. NCBI's taxonomy places the organism in Eukaryota, Metazoa, Cnidaria, Anthozoa, Malacalcyonacea, Plexauridae.
CGAGUAAAUAUGGCAUCGAAUUAUCCACUCGGAUACGAUGACGAAAGAUUCGAGUCGAUAGUGAACCAAAAUUUCCACUGUUUGAUUUGCUAUAACGUAUUGAAAGACCCCGUGACGUGCCGCAGAAACGAGCACUAUUUUUGCCGCGGCUGCAUCACGGAACAUCUUCGUAGGAAUUCCCAUACAUGCCCGACGUGUGCUGACGAGCUGAGUGUCGAAACAUUGCAAGACGUUCCAAGAAUUGUGAAGAAUUACUUAAACGAACUAAGUAUACGUUGCGAUCAUUACGACAGAGGAUGUCGAGAACUCGUACAGCUGCAGAAUUUAAAGCGACAUAUCACCGAAUGCGGGUUUACUCCAGUCGUUUGUGGAAAUCAAGGUUGUGGUGAGACAAUCAGUAAAAGAGAUCGUACAUAUCACGAGAGUGAACUGUGUCAAUUUAGAAAGUUGAAGUGUCACAACUGUGGAGAAAUCAGUACGAUGAUGGCGGAAAUGAAAACGGAAAUGGCGAACAUCGACACGAAAAUAGCGAACAUCAACACGAAAGAAAUCAGCAUUAUGAUGGCGGGCAUAGAAACGAAGAUAGAAAACCUCGACACGAAAAUGGCUAACAUCAACAACAAUCAUGCGGAUACGAGAACGAAAUUGGCAAACACGAACACGAGCAUGGGAAAUAUUAGAACGAAAAUGGCAAAUAUGGACACGAAAAUGGCCGAUAUCGACACGAAAAUGGCAAACACGGACACGAGAUUGGAAAACACGAACACGAAAUUGGAAAACAUGAACACGAAAAUGGCAAAUCUGCACGCAAACGUGGAAGCGAAGUUCGAAGCGAUGAAUAAUGAAGUGAGAGGAAUGAAAAUGAGUUUAAAUGAAGUAAAAGAUGGCUUUGAUCACUUGAAAGAAGCAGUACUUGAGAAGAUAGAGAGCAAAGAAAGAAAGCAGGAGGAAAUCACAAGAGAUGUAAGUGGCACAGCGAGUGGCGGGAGAGAAAAUCAACAUAUAUUUGUUGCUGGUGGUUACAUGAGAAACUCGGUAGAAAUAUUUAACUGCCAUCAGACAUUGUUAUCAAAGCCCAUGCCAGAGAAUCGUCACAGCGCAUCUUCAUUUGUAUACAAUAAUCAUGUAACUGUAGCGGGAGGUUAUUGUGAUGGUCAUGUAGAUAACAUGAUCCGAAUGAACAUUCACCCUGUCCCUGAUCUCUCAAUUAACUGGAGUGAUUUUGCUGCCAAACUUCCCGCCAAGAUGCGUGCACACAGCAGUGUGGUGUACAAGGAUAGCUUGUUGGUUACUGGAGGUUAUAAUGCAGAUCAACGUGUGUUCUCCGACUGUAUUCACGAAGUCCAACUUAAACCACCUUACGCUGUUAGACUGGCAUCCAAGAUGCCUGAACCAAGAGUUCGUCACAACACAGUACUAUGUAAUGAUAGUAUUUUGAUCGUUGGGGGAACGAAAUCAUGGGACAGCGAAGACAACCUCAGCAGUGUGUUAAGCUAUGACAUCAAGAAGAAUGUAUGUCAACAGUUACCUGCGCUUACCUAUCCAGUGAGUGAAAUGGCGACAGUCAAGUGGGCUGAGAAUGUCGUGAUCAUUGGUGGGGCUGACAAGGAUGGUAAAGCAUUAAACAAUGUUAUAAUUUAUAACAUGAAGACUGGAAACAGUCAUAUGUUGCCUCCCAUGUUACACAAGAGGAAAGGAUGUAUGGCAGUUGUUAUUGAGAAUACAAUUGUUGUACUAGGCGGCGAGGAUGAGAGAAGGAAUGAUUUGAAAUCAGUUGAAAGUUUUAAUUUCGAGCGAUUUUCAUGGCAGGAACUUCCUGACAUGAAGGAAGAAAGAUGCUGGGCUACAGCUGUUGUGAUCUAG